GAGCACUAUAUAUAUAGCCUUUUGUUUUCUGAGUCUCUGAGUUUUAGCAAGCAGCCAGCUAGCUUGUGUGUAUAAUGGCGGACGAGGUUGUUCUUUUGGACUUCUGGCCAAGCAUGUUUGGGAUGAGGGUGACAGUUGCGCAGGCUGAGAAGGGUGUCAAGUAUGAGUACAAAGAGGAGGAUUUGCUCAACAAGAGCCCACUACUUCUGCAGAUGAACCCAGUUCACAAGAAAAUCCCUGUUCUCAUCCACAGCGGAAAACCGGUCAGCGAGUCAACCAACAUUGUGCAGUACAUUGAUGAGGCUUGGAAGGACAAAGCUCCUUUGCUUCCCUCUGAUCCUUACCAGAGAGCUCAGGCCAGGUUUUGGGUUGAUUACAUUGAUAAGAAUGUAAGUUCUUUUGCCUUAAUUUUGUCUAAUUAAUUAAUUUAGUAUAUAUAUUUUGUGAA
Messenger RNA from Prunus mume (Japanese apricot), 448 nucleotides. The record is from RefSeq and is a predicted model, not a curated record. NCBI's taxonomy places the organism in Eukaryota, Viridiplantae, Streptophyta, Magnoliopsida, Rosales, Rosaceae.